Stylonychia lemnae is the source of this 1149-nucleotide messenger RNA. The record is from the annotation of a GenBank genome assembly. NCBI's taxonomy places the organism in Eukaryota, Ciliophora, Spirotrichea, Sporadotrichida, Oxytrichidae.
AUGGACGAAGAGAGUGAGCCAAUUAUAAUCGAUAUCGGAUCAGGCACAUUGAAGGCAGGUUUCGCUAGUGAUGAUGCUCCCAAAUGCAUUAUUCCAAUGAUUAUUGGUAAACCUAAAGCUCCAGGUAUCUUGGUUGGAAUGGAUCAAAAAGAUUGUUAUGUGGGUCAUGAAGCCAGAGCUAAGAAAAAUCUACUGAUUAUGGAGGAACCAGUACAGAACGGAGUCAUCAUAAAUUUUGAGAGUAUUUAAAAAAUAUUUGAGCACCUUUUCAAUAACGAGUUAAGAGUUUCACCAGAGGAACAUAAGAUCAUGAUAACAGAACCACCCAAUAAUCCCAAAAAGAAUAGAGAGGCAAUCGUUGAUAUGAUGUUCCAAGAAUUCAAAGUACCCAAACUUUAUCUUGGAAAUUAAUCAGUACUUUCUUUAUUUGCUACUGGAAGAACAACUGGCACCGUUGUUGAUGCUGGUGAUGGUAUUACUCAUACAGUUCCAAUUUAUGAGGGAUAUGCUAUUCCUCAUGCUAUCUAAGAAAUUCCACUCUCUGGUAGAGAUUUGACAGAGUUUUUAUAUAAGAUUUUAAACCAGAAGGUACCACACUUGAUAGGAGACUCUACCAAUGACCUUGAAGUUGUAAAGCACAUUAAAGAAACUAUGUGUAUAGUAGCCUAAGAUUUCGAUGCUGAGAUGAAAGCUGCCUCAGAAUAACAAACUAUUGAAAGAAAAUAUAUGUUGCCGGGUGAAAAACCUCUAUAUUUGAAAGAAGAGAGACUGAGAUGCCCAGAAGUACUGUUCUAGCCAGGUUAAGCCCUGAAAGAACUAAACAAAGAUAUUGAAGGUAUCCACAAAUACACCUUUGAUUCUAUAAUGAAAUGCGAUAAUGACAUCAAGAAAGAUCUCUUCAAAAAUAUUGUAUUGGCUGGCGGUUGCACCAUGUUUGAGGGUAUGAAAGAAAGAAUGAAGAAGGAAAUUUAAGCUUUGGCCCCAUCACCUAUGGGUCCUGAAGUCGAUGCUCCAGCUGAUAGAAAAUAUUCAUGCUGGUUAGGAGGAGCAAUUCUAUCAUUAAUAGAGAAAUUCGAUCCGAUGUGGAUUUCUAGAAAGGACUACGAUGACAAUGGAGGUGCCAGUAUAGUUCAUAGAAAGUGUUUUUGA